AUGGAACAAGCCGAGUCCGUCGCGGAAGCAGCACACAAAGCACACAUCGCCUCACCAGGAGACAGCCUGCUUCGAGCCGAAUUAAUCCAAAAAGUGGAGGAACAAAAUCAAGCCUUACGCCGUGGCUUCGCUAUGCUUCUGGAAGCCCGCGCGAAAGGACGUGGAGCCUCACCCAGCCCAAGCUGGCGAUAUCUUCGCGGCGUGGCGGCGCCGCACCCUCAUCCUCUGGAAUCGGUUGUGCUCCGCACUGAUCUUCGGGCCGCGUCUGUGCUCUGCCUCGGCAACAGGCAAAUCUGCUUGUCAGUCAUUUUGUGCGGGUUUCACGUGCCACAUUACCUUAUACUGCUGCUGCACUCCCUUGCCCCCUGGUGA
Trypanosoma cruzi is the source of this 372-nucleotide messenger RNA. RefSeq lists its product as uncharacterized. The transcript has a single exon. NCBI's taxonomy places the organism in Eukaryota, Euglenozoa, Kinetoplastea, Trypanosomatida, Trypanosomatidae. The record is from RefSeq and is a predicted model, not a curated record. Bases 1 to 372 code for a protein of 123 amino acids.